CUUAGUUUUGACUUUGAAUUCUUCUGUUCCGCUGGUCAUGCAGCCUUCGCUCAUUCUACGGUCUGGGCGGUCUGCUUGGAAAGGCCCAUAUUUUGUAGCCUUUCCAAAUCUGAAGGAUGCACUCAUCAACAAUGUUGCUAUAAGAACGCAGGCUCGUGCGUGCACUAUCCUCCCAAAUUUUGUCGGUAUCCGCUUCAUGGUGCACAAUGGUAAAGACUAUGUUCCUGUGAUGAUAACGCAGGAUAUGGUCGGUCAUAAGCUCGGUGAAUUCGCGCACACCAAAAAACGCUUUACUUACAAGAUGACAAAGAACAAGUAGCUGUGUCUAUCUCCUGUUAUCGGAACACCUUCUGCUCCCUGCAGAAGACUUACACGGAUCAUUUUCGAAUGUCGAUUAUAAGCGAUAUAGAUUUCGAACUGCCUCAAGGACAGAAAGGAGCCUUAGAGCAGGAUUGUAGAUGUCAUUUAUCCUGCCGAUGUGAACGUUAGAACCAAAAUUAAGGGCCAUAGUAGUACCAUUUGAAAGAUCAGUGCUACCAGGUGUUACCGUGGUGAUGUCCACCUUGGCGGACAGAUCCGGACACUGGACA
Suillus subaureus is the source of this 590-nucleotide messenger RNA. RefSeq lists its product as uncharacterized. The record is from RefSeq and is a predicted model, not a curated record. Bases 38 to 319 code for a protein of 93 amino acids. The transcript is spliced from 4 exons. Gene Ontology annotation, biological process: ribosomal small subunit assembly; translation. Gene Ontology annotation, cellular component: cytosolic small ribosomal subunit; ribosome. Lineage: Eukaryota; Fungi; Basidiomycota; Agaricomycetes; Boletales; Suillaceae. Gene Ontology annotation, molecular function: RNA binding; structural constituent of ribosome.